Stereum hirsutum FP-91666 SS1 is the source of this 1584-nucleotide messenger RNA. RefSeq lists its product as uncharacterized. The transcript is spliced from 4 exons. Lineage: Eukaryota; Fungi; Basidiomycota; Agaricomycetes; Russulales; Stereaceae. The record is from RefSeq and is a predicted model, not a curated record. Bases 286 to 1371 code for a protein of 361 amino acids.
UCUUCUCGCUCAUCCUCCUUCCCUUGUGGUCCCGGCCUGUGCUAAGUAGCGCUCCCGUCCUCUUGAUUCGAGCUUGCCAGAGCGUGCCGCUUUUUGGACUUCGCGAGAGAGCGGGAGCCGUAGUCUUUGGCGGUGCAGGGACCCGUCAUUCCAUCUCUCAUCGUCCAUCUUUUGUUUCUAUUUCAGUUCAUCGCCCUUUGCUUUUCGACACUUAUACCCUCUUGCCUGGGCGCGACGUGGUGCUGAGCAUCAGUCCUGAUUUCCUCCCCGUCAAGGCUUAGAGUUAUGGGCGACGUGCCAAGUAGCGACACAACCCGUCUUUCGUAUAGCUCAAACUGGCAGCCGGUCCCUGGGAAACAAGGGAAGACGGUUCACUACACAACAACGGGCAAUGACGAGGCCAUUGUACGACUCUCGUUUAAAGGUGUUGGCAUUAUCGCGUUAGGAACUGUCACUGGAUCGAGCCCGACCACGUACACCCUCGAUACUAAUGCCACCCAGUCGAGCGAUGUAGUUCCUGGACCACAGAAACUCUUGGACGUUGAGGGGAUACCUUGCGAUAACCAUCAGUUGGCCUUGAUUCUCCCCGAAUUCGAUCCCAAUAACCCUGGGCACGCCCAGACACAAAUAAUCCUCCAUAAGUUCGUAAUCACUCCAUGUCCAUCCGAUUCCUCGACAACACCGGAUUCUGGUUUCACUUUCUCUUCUUCUCCGACUUUGGGCCUUCCCUCGAGCUCUACCAGUGCGACUGUUCCCCCACCUUCAUCGGCGGCCUUGGAAGGUGCUUCGACUCGCACCGUUGUCAGCCCUGGUCAGAUCGCUGGCAUCGUCAUCGGCUGUCUACUCUUCGUUCUCCUCAUCCUCGGUUUCGGCAUAUUCUUCAUUCGUCGACGCAGACGCCAGAAGCAGCAAGCUCGCCCAUCUGCAGAGUUCCUCACUCACGUGUCUGCUAUGCCCGAAUUCAUGCGUCCCCCCGAGCUUCCCCCCAUCAAUGAGAAAGGACCACCCAUCAUGCCCGCCGCCCGCAAUAGAAACACUGCUAGCGCUCGCAUCUCCGGAGCCCCGAUGCGCAACUCUUCAGCCACCGACAACGUAGAGCUCUCUUCCGCACAACCGAUGCCGGUUGAAUACGUCCGAGGCUAUCUGCCCGAUUCGAAGGAUUGGCUGAGGCAGCAAGAGGCGAGAGGGGAAGCGGCGAUGAGGGAGAGGGAGUGGGAGGUUGAUCCAUCGCCUGCGUAUCGGGAGGCUGUUGGUGGUGAGAGUAGUGGUGACGUUAAUGUUGAUGGAGACCGCGAGCGGGAGAGGGAGAGGAGGCGGCGCAAGAAGAGAAGUCGGAGGCCUAGAGAGACUCGAGAAUUGAUGAGUGGGUAGGCAGGGUCGGAUGGUUCGGUGGUCGGCGGUGAGAUCGUGCUGUUUCCGAUGUCAGUGAUGGUUGUGUGGUGGGACGGUGUCAUGUCAUUCGUUUUGAGAUAUCGCUACUUUGCGGUCUUUGUAUACCUUUCGCCUAUUUAUGGAGAACACGGACCGUCAUUAUGUAGAGUACAUGGAUCCUUGUGGUCUCAUGAAUUCACAUCCUUGUCUAUC